Molecule: messenger RNA, 576 nt
Organism: Rubroshorea leprosula
Lineage: Eukaryota; Viridiplantae; Streptophyta; Magnoliopsida; Malvales; Dipterocarpaceae
Source: the annotation of a GenBank genome assembly
AAGGGUUUUAGAAGCAUCUUCGACGAGACAGUUUUGAAGGAUUCAGAAACCGCCAGGUCUUCCCGGUGAAAUUGAGCUCGCCGGAGCUGUAACUGAGAUCAUUGGGGAGGGGGAGGUCAUGGCAUAUGCUCGAGCGCGGGACUUCUUGUUCUGUGAGAUAUGUGGGACAACGCUGUAUUUGGUAUCAACCAAGCAUGCUGAAUGCCCCUUGUGCAAGUCUAGGAAAAACGCAAAAGAGAUUCUGGGCAAGGAAAUAUCAUACAGAAUCACAACUCAGGAUAUUAAGAGGGAACUUGGCAUUAAACUAUUUGACGAAGAGACAGACACUGGGAAAUCAGGCGCACGGAUGAUAAAGAAGGCUUGUGAUAAAUGUGGAAAUCCAGAGCUUGAAUACACUACUAGACAGAUGAGAUCGGCGGAUGAAGGGCAGACUGUAUUCUACCACUGCCCCAAAUGUAAUCAUCAAAGUCAAGAAAACUGAGUUUCUGAGUUGAUCUUCCCAAUAUUGGAGCUUUUGAGCACAGGAAUUGUUUGAAUGUGUAUUUUCACUAUUUUGUCAUUGAUUCAGUUUGUAUU